This is a messenger RNA of Plasmodium malariae, 6744 nucleotides long. RefSeq names its product conserved Plasmodium protein, unknown function. Lineage: Eukaryota; Apicomplexa; Aconoidasida; Haemosporida; Plasmodiidae. Bases 1 to 6744 code for a protein of 2247 amino acids. The transcript has a single exon. The record is from RefSeq and is a predicted model, not a curated record.
AUGUACGCGGAUAAGUUGAACGUAUCAUGCUAUGGAGAUAAAAAGAUUUUGAGCAAAUUAAAAUAUUUCUUUAAAGAAGAUUUUUACGAACUGUCAGAUGUAAAAUUAGAUGAAAGAAUAAAUGUGUUACGAAUAAAUUUAAAAUAUAUAUAUUACAAUAAUCCUAUAUCUGAAUAUUUCAAAAAUGAAGAGAAUACAUUAUCUGAAAGGUCGUUAAUAUAUAUUUAUUUUUUAUAUUUAAAUAAUUUGGAAGAAUAUAAAAAGGAGAAAGAAUCUAUACUAAAUAGAUAUAAAGAAAAUAGUAUGAAUGAUGAAUAUGAUGAAUGUAUAAUUAUAUAUGCAUAUAAUCUUGAUGAUAAUUUGAAUGAGAUCAAAAAUAUAAAAAAAAUAAAAGCUGACUUUAGUCAUAAUAGUUGUAAGAGCAUCAAAAUAUUAAGUUUUCCAAUUCUAAAAAUGGAGGAUUAUGAUUCAAAUAAAAAAAUGAAAGAACUGUAUGAACAUUUCAAAACACGAUAUAUGGAUCAUAUAAAAAUAUGUAUAGAAAAAAAGUAUAAUUUAAUAAAAAAUGGGUUUAGCAAAAGUAUGAACAACUUUUUAAACUAUGUCGAAAGUAAGAAAAAGACAAUCACAGAGGAAAUCAACAAUAACAAUAGCAACAACCAUAGCAGUAACAACCAUAGCAGUAACAACCAUAGCAGUAACAACCAUAGCAGUAACAACCAUAGUAGUAACAACCAUAGUAGUAACAACCAUGGCGGAAAUAAACACAGCGGAAAUAAUCAUAGCGGUAACUACAACAGCUACAAUUACAGCAACUAUAACAGUAGUAGUACUGGUGGAAAGAAAAAAAAAAAAAAUAAAAGAUUUUACAUAGCGAACACUUACAUAGAGAAGAACGAAGAAGAGACUCAAAUUGAGGAGUUCUUAGAGUUUUAUGAAAACCAUGCUGUAUUUUUAUUUUGUAAUGAUUAUGUAAAUAUCAAUUUUUUUUUACGCCAAAAUGAUGUUUCGUCUUACAUAAAUGCACUUGAAUUUAUAACAGACUAUGAGGAACAAGUAUAUGUCGAUAUGUAUGAUCUUUUUCUAUCUUUAUUUAUGUGGAGUGAACACUUAUGUCUACUAUAUUUCAAAUUAAAUAUGUUUAAGAAGAGUUAUGUUUUAUAUAGUACUAUUGCAAAAUUAUUUAUUAAAUACCUGAACGUGUACAUAAAAAAAAAAAAGUGUAUUAUACAUUCUUCUAUUUUAUUUGAAAAAAAUUAUUUAACUAUAGCUAGAUAUAUUAGAGAAAAAAAUAUAUGUUCUAUUCAUUUAUUAGAGUAUAUAUUUUUUAAAAAAUUCACUAUUUUACUUUUUUUAAACAAGUUUUCAUACAUUUCGAGUAAGGCUUUAAAAUUUGCAAAAUUUUUUUACACAAAUAAAAUUUUUAUAUUUAUGCACAAUUUCCAUCGGUUUAAAAAUAAUCUUACCAGAAACGCUGAGAAUCUUAAUUAUUUGAAAAACAUUCAAAAAAAAAUAACAAAGUAUAGAAGAAAAGAACUGAUAAAAAAAAAUGCUCAGCAUUGUGUUGGAGAUAAAAAUGAAUUGCCAAUCGAGGAAGACCAGCAGCACGACGAUCAGCACGAUGAGCAGCACGAUGAGCAGCACGAUGAGCAGCAAGAGAAGAGAAAUCAAAGAAAAGUCAAUCAACAUUACUUAAGUAAAUAUGACCAUAAAUUGUACAAGUGCAAAAGACGCUUAAUAAACGAGCUUAGAUGGAUUUUUAGUUCUACUGGAGGAAAUGACCCAAGUUGUAAAGACAUCCUAGACAGAAUAGCGGGCAGUGCGAUAAGCAGUGCAGUAUAUGGAGUGGGCAAUGCAGUGGAUGAUACGAUAGAGCAGGCUGAAGAAAGUGCGACCGAAAGUUCUGUUAAUAACACUAAUAACGUUGAUAACCCUGAGAAUAUCAGGGAACCAGGUAGAAACAUCAACAACAGAAUAAGGUGCAGUAAUAGGAACUUAUUCUUAGACGAAAGGACGAAAGCAGAAUUUUUGCUGAAUUGCUGUUUCAUAAAUAAGGAAAACUACUUUUCGAUCUAUUUCUACAAUUUGGCAAAUUUAAUUAAAUUUCUUUUUGAGCGUAGGAGCUACUUUUACCAGGAGGAUUACAAAAAGAACAAGAAUGACAAGAAUAUAAAGAAAAAUACAAAUAUUAGCAAAUACUUAUCGUUACAAAAGAAUAUUAUGAAAUUAGGGUAUAAAAAGAAUUUUACAAAAAAAAAAAAAUCGAAAAAAAAUGUAAAAGUGAAAACGAAAAGAAAUAGCUCUGUGGUUAACUCAUCUUCAUCACAGAUAUCAUCGACCUUGUCCGAUUUUUCUGAUUCAAAAAAUAAUUAUAAAAAAAUAUGUUUACAUAAUGAUUUCUGUAUAAAUGUAUCAAAUAUUUUUAAGUUAUCAUUUGUUAUUUUGAAAAAUAUAUUAAAUAUUUAUAAUUACAAUUCGUUGUACUAUCAAAAAUAUGCACAGGAAAUAUAUUUGUGCAAUUUUUUUUUAAAUUAUUUAGAACAAAAAAGGUUUGAACAAAAUAUAGAAAAGGAAGACAUACAAGAAAUAAAAAAUGCAAAAAAGAAUAUUUAUCAUAAUUUUCCUAUUUAUCAAAUAAAAAAUUUUUCAAAAGAUAAUGAAAAAAAAAAAAAUUCCUUACUUAUUAAUAUUAUGAAUAAAAUUAUUAAUCUCUGUUAUCGAAAAUAUAACAACAUUUCAAUUAUAAACAAAUUUUUUUUAGCACUUCUAUUAUUUGAAAAUAAGAUAUAUAAAAAGUCUUUCAAAAUUUUAAAGCGAAUAAUUCAAAAAUCAAACUUUGAUGUCCUUACCACUUUGUGCAUGCAACUUUUGUUAUUUCAUGAUAUAAAUAAUAAUUUCUACCAUUUUUGUUCAUCCUUUUUCUUGUCCAAUAAAUACACUAGGAUCUUAUCUUUCAUAAAUGUAAAUAUAAAUUUUACCGUAAUUCAAAAUUAUCAGUACUACUUAUAUUCUAUGAACAAUCAGCGGUCCGUUCUCAAAAUGGAGCAACAUAAAAAAUACGAUGAAAUAUUUUUUAACUCAUUGAAGAAGAACAUUGUAUUGCCAGAAGAGAUUGUAAAGAUGCAAGUACUCGACAUCACUCAGGGGGGUAAACAGUGGGGUACACCGUUAAACUGCUUGACAGAGUGUAAGGCGGAGUGUGUAACAAACUGCAUGACUGAAUGCUUUGCGGAGUGCUUGCCCGAGGUUACAGAUGAGGGGAUGAAGUUACCCAUUCAUGAAAGUCAGACAAAGAAGGUAGAGGGGGAACGAAAAAAAAAAAAAAAAGAAAAAACUAUUCCUACAAAUAGGCACUAUACACAAAAUGGAAAAAUAAAUAAAAACGUUGCUACCAAAAUGAACAGAAAUAAAUUAAUCAAAUUAGAAAAAAAAGAAUUUUGCAAAGAUAAUUAUUACUUUGAAAUAAAUCGAUAUUUUUUAAAAAGCUUAAAAAAAUAUAAUUUUUCUUUAUCAACAAAUGAAAGGAAUAAUGAUAUAUAUAUACCUAACUCGGGUAUUAAAAUAUUUGUGCAGUCAGACUACAACCUUUAUAUUUUUGUGUCAAAUAUGAUUUUUGGAAAUUAUGAUGAAAAGAAAAUGAGUAACAAGUGGGAAUUUCCAUCCAACGAAGAGAAUAAAACAUCAAAUGAACAAAACAAUAAUAGCUACUAUCAGAUGGAAACAAAUGAAAAUAUGAAUGCAAAUAUUAAUCAUAUAGAAACAUUACUGCAUAUGACAAUGCGCAAAUAUAAAGUUAAGAAGAAAACAAGGGAGAUAUUACGGAUCAAAAAGUUAUGUGUGCAGUAUGAUGAAAAUUUGGAUUUAUUUAUUUUUUCCUCCUUUACUCAAGAUUUACAUAUUGAUAAUAUUAUUAUUCAGUUAUAUAAUGAAAGGGAUAACAAUAGUUUAUACUUAAAAUUCCACAGAACUAAACAAAUAAUUAAACAUGGACUUAAUAUCAUUAAAUUAAAUGUUGUUAAUAUUCUAGAAUCCAAUAAAAUAAUAUGGAAACAUUUCUAUUAUAAAAUUAAUUAUGUUUUUCUUGUAAUUAAUAAUUUUUCCUUUUAUCAAAAAAUUGGUAUAUUACCAAAUAGUAGUUUAGUAUAUCCAUUUUUAAGAGCCUAUAGCCAAUUUAUAAUAAAUAAUUAUAUAAUUGUUGAUACCAAAAAAUAUGCAAAUUUUUUUUUAAAUCAGCUAGUUUCAUCACUCUAUGUUAAGAUAAAAACAUUGGAUUCAAUUUUGAAUUGUAAGUUAAUUGCAUCUUAUUUAAAUAGCACCUCCUUAGUCUAUAACAAUGUAAAUUAUAUCAAGUUAAUUGUUAGAAAUAAUCACAAGCAUAUGCACUAUGAGGACUUUGAGUUAAUCACUAUCAGGAGGAGCGAUGAUAAGGCGGGUAAAGAAGUAAGAAAUAUUAAAAUUUUUCUUCAAAAAGCAGAAGGCAUACGCAGUAGUAGCCGUACUGCUAACAUACGCAGUAAUAGCCGUACUGCUAACAUAUGCAGUAAUAGCCGUACUGCUAACAUAUGCAGUAAUAUCCGUACUGCUAACAUAUGCAGUAAUAGCCGUACUGCUAACAUAUGCAGUAAUAGCCGUACUGCUAACAUAGGUAAUAAUAGCGGCACUGCUAACAGGAAUAACACGCUAGAAAACCACAGCGUUGAAGAUUUCAUCCAUUUUUAUAUUGAAAAGAACGACAAUAUGCAAAUCGAACAGAUGAAAAUUUUAGACGACGAAGAAAUGCUUCUCAUCAAAAAUAGUAGUAGUACAAGUAGUAAUAUGUCCAUGCACAUUUUAAAUAACGAAAAAUAUAAUUUGAAAAAAUGUAGCUUAAAAGUAAAAGAAAAGAAAGAUGAGUCGCACGUAGAGGCCUACAAAAGGAUAGACAAUGCUUAUGCAAUUAUUUCUUUUAUUCCGAAAAGAAUAAAUACCAACCCCAUCACUUGUAAUGAAAAUUGUACUGAGAGUUUAAAAGGUGAAGGGAAUAGCAGUGUAGUUCCACUGACUGAUAAUCUGCUUAUAAGCCAUAAUAAGAGUCAAAAUAGAACAGAAAAAGUAAAAAUAAAAUGUAUAAUAAAUAUAGACUUACUUAGAAAAAAGAGAAGGGAAAGAAGGACAGACAUGUAUAAGUUAUCAAAUAUUAAUUAUGUAGGUAAAAUUAAAUUUGAUGAUUUUAUUAACCGAGAAGAAAUUACUUCGAAUCCUUGUUUAAAUAACCAAAUAAUUAUAGAAAAAACAUUCGAUCUUGUAAAUAUUUUUAAGGAAAAAAUAAAUACAUACAGAUCAAACAAUGGAAUGUUAUAUGAAUUAAUAUUAAAAUUACAUAAUGACAAUUAUGCUUUAUAUUUAAAAAAAUUCCACAUAACUAUUUUAAAAAAAUAUAUUACACAAAUAAAAAGUACCAAAAUUUUUUUGUUAAAUAAUGAGGAUAACCAACAUAAUAUGGAGAAAUUUUUUUUGAAAAGAAACAACCAUAAUGAUUUGGCGGAAAACUCCAUAUACAAUGGAAAUGAAAGUAGUUUGAACUACUCAGGGGAGUGCAAUUCCAGUCCAUCAAAUGAAAAUUAUAUGAACAAAUCAGGCGAAAGCCACUCUAACCUGCCGAAUGAAAAUAGCAUGAACGAGUCAGGCGAAAGCCACUCUAACCUGCCGAAUGAAAAUAGCAUGAACGAGUCAGGCGAAAGCCACUCUAACCUGCCGAAUGAAAAUAGCAUGAACGAGUCAGGCGAAAGCCACUCUAGCCUGCCGAAUGAAAAUAGCAUGAACGAGUCAGGCGGCGACAAAUUUAGUGCACCGCAUGAAAAUCGCAUAAACGCGUCAGGAGGAGAUAAUUUUAGCCCACCUCAUGAAAAUUGUAUGAAGGGGUCAGGCGACGACAUUUUUAGUAUAUUGAAUGAAAAUCACAUGAACGCGUCAGUUGUUAACAAUUUUAGCGAGCCGCAUGCAAUUCGCAUGGACACGUCAGGAAUAAACAAUUCAAACGGUUCCAUUGAAAAUGAUAGGAAAAAAAAAAUUAUAUCUUUUGAUGAGAAGGGCUCAAGUAUUGAAGAAAAAUAUCUUUACGAUGAAAUUGAAAUUAAUAGUCGAAUUAAUGGAGGAACGAGUAUUUUUUUGCUUUUUGAAGUGACAUAUGACGAUAUGUUAGAAGGAAAAAACAAUUCGAUGAAUCUUUUAAAUUAUGAAAAUACAAUUGGGAACAUGAAUAUAACAUAUGAAUGUGGAAACCAGUUUAUUAAGAAAAUAUAUGAAAAAAAGAAAAAAGAAUAUAUAUAUAAUUUCCAUGUGUUAAUACCUCAAUUUUUAUUACCUAUUAAUGUUGAUUAUGAAAUACCGAAACAUGGGAUGUUACAUUCUAAUAUAAACGUUAAAAUUGUAUUAUUAAAUAAAAUUAAUGAAGAUAUUUAUAUGAAAUAUUCUGUGUGCAUAGAUAAUGAAAAAAAAAAAAUAAAUAACGAGGAGCAAUAUAGUUGGUUAAUAAAUGGAUUUAAAAAAAGGGUACUUUUUAUAUCAAAAAAUUCUGAACAUGUCAUAAAUUUAACAAUUAUCCCCUUAAAAAUUGGUUUAAUAAACUUCCCAUCUAUUUUUUAUUUUAUAAAAUUAAAUAAUAAAUGGAUUGAGAUAACAAAAAUUUUGAAAAAAAGUGAUAAUUUUCAAGUAAUUAUUACCCCAUCUCUACACUUUAGUCCCAAAAUAUGGCAGCUCGUUUAG